CGACGCUCUGAUACAAUCAGACGAAGGAGUGUAUCGCGGUCGAGGAACAGUCGGGUCUUGGCCUCGGCAAAAAGUUUUAUUAAUCACGUCUUGUAAUGCAACGUCACUGCCGCUGAUAAUCAUAUCGAUGACAGCAGCUCACAAAUGCUCAAUAGUGCAUUCCGACUCGAGAACGCGAGCAGAAUCGGCGUGUCGGGAACAACGCGGAUCUAUAAGACACAAGACAUUCACGGCGUAACAAGAAUUCCAUCAAGAUGUUACACAUGGUAAAUCUUUUGUCCCAUGUGGCCGGUUUUGGGAUGUACGCCUUUACCUUGUACUACUCCUUGUAUUUGCUGCACAUUCCUUUCAUGGUGGAAAAAUUCAGCCAGUUUGAUCCUGGUCAGAUGAAGUUUUUAACAAUAUGGGACGUGAUUUUGCAAGCGGUGUUCUUCCUGAUAUGUCUGUUGAACGACGCUUUCGGCACAAAUGCCGUAAAUCCCAAGAAAACGCCCUUCAUACGAAAAGUGAAGGAUUGCUUCCACGCGAGUCUCGGAUUUCCCGUUGCCAUGUUUGUCGGCGUGACUUUCUGGGCGUUAAUGUUCGUGGACCGUGAACUGGUAUUGCCGAAAGCAUUGGACCCGUACUUCCCAUGGUGGUUGAACCAUUUGAUGCACACGAUGAUUAUGGUGACAACCAUAUUCGAGAUGAUCGUUGCGUCGCGACAAUAUCCUAAACGGUCCCGCGGCCUCGGAAUACUCGUGACCUUCAUGCUCACAUAUUUAAUCUGGAUACACGUAGUCUACUAUAAAAGCGGCGUCUGGGUGUAUCCCGUGAUGGACGUGCUAUCGCAGCCGAUGCGAAUAAUGUUCUUUGCUGUGCUGCUCACAUUCUGCAUGGUACUCUACUUUGUCGGAGAAGCGCUGAACAACUUCAUCUGGGGUAACGAACACACUAAGCAUAAAAAAUCACACGCCAAAUCCAAGUAGCUUCGUCCAAAGAGCCUCUAACGGGUAAAGCAACAAGCUACCAAGUACCCGAGGUUUGCCUGCUGCGUGCGGUGGUGAUGGAAGUAAAAACCAAACAAAAUUAUGAAUAAACGGAAUCUUUUCUAUACUCCUGUUUGCAGUAUAUGCACGUUACGUUAAUUUAUUAUAGUCGAAAUGCAAAGCAAUCACAUUAAUUAGGAUGUUUAUAGCAUACUAGUGCGUGUGCAUGUUUAUAGGUAUUUAUAUUAUUUAAAAAAAAAAGGUGUAACGGUGAAAAAAAAUUGUUAACCCGGCAAAUUAUUGGAGGUAACACUGACAAUGUGAAUGUAAGGAGCAUGCAGGAGCAUACAAUGCAUUUUUGUUAACUCAAUCAUACAUCACACAGGAGACUAAUUAAUCAUAAUUAAUGUAUAGUGUUCUUUGCGCGUCGAUCGAACGAAAACAAAAUGAGACACAUACACACACUCAUCUCACUCGCCUGUCCAAGAUAAUAUUUAUUUUUCUACUUUCGUAGUGAACGAUCUAUUAUUGUUUUUAUCAAUAAAUACACGAAAGAGAGACGCGCGAGUUGUAAUGAUAUACAUAACUGUAUAGAUAAUGAUAUACACAGUUAUAUAAUUAGAUAAUGUGAAAUAGCGAUAAUACACACGUUACGACACUUGCCCGAAGACUAAAGUCCGAAUAUAUUUGUGAUCGAGUGUAGGAAAAAUGUACGUAGCGAGAACGGAGAACACGGAACCGACGUUGAAAACGUAGUAACACACACAGAGAGAGAGAGCCACAGUGGGGAAGAAGCAAGAGGAAUUUUGUGAAAUAAUAAGAUCGAGCAAGCUAACGUCGCCGAAGAUUAUUUUCUUGCCGCGAAUGAGAGAACUGACUUUGGCAUUUACGAAACGAGAAUUGACUCUUCGUAUUGACACAUAGUGUAUUCUACGUUAGAAUUUGUUGUUUGCAACUUCAUUCAGCGAAAUGUAUUCAAUGAUACACUUAUUAUUAUACUUACGGCCUAAAAAUAUUGAUAUUUUCCUAAGAUAAGUUGUUAUGUGAAUUACUUCUUUACGAAGAAGUAGAAAGCUAAACAUUUUCUUUUUGUGCCAAAAAUGCAUCUGGUAAAUAAAACAAUUGGAAAAGAAAUUUACAGAGAAUGAGUAACGAUUGUGUAAAAAAUGGAAGAUUCUAAGAUUUUAUAACUAUCGUUUUUUGUGCUUAACUUUUUCUCGAAAACAAAAAAAUGAAAGAUACGUUCAAUCGAAACGUAGAGAAAGAAAGAGGACAAAGAGAAAAUUGCGUUCCGUGCGAUAUUACAUUACGUAAUAAUGUUAGAGCGGUUAGACACAAAAAUUCAAGAGAAAUUGCGGUUAAUAUACGAUAGAAUAUUCCACAUGUUCACAACUAUAAAAAUAUUAAAAAAAAAAAAAAAAUUACGAAGCAUCUGUAAGAUGCAAUAAAGAUCGUAAUUUAUGAUUAGGAUAUUUCCAAUAAACAUUUGUAGAAUUUUUGAUUAAAAAUUCUACUACCCUCAG
Molecule: messenger RNA, 2491 nt
Organism: Pseudomyrmex gracilis
Lineage: Eukaryota; Metazoa; Arthropoda; Insecta; Hymenoptera; Formicidae
Product: androgen-induced gene 1 protein-like
Exons: 5
Coding region: 255-968 (237 amino acids)
Cellular component (GO): endomembrane system; membrane
Source: RefSeq, a predicted model, not a curated record